Exophiala dermatitidis NIH/UT8656 is the source of this 957-nucleotide messenger RNA. RefSeq lists its product as uncharacterized. The record is from RefSeq and is a predicted model, not a curated record. Bases 1 to 957 code for a protein of 318 amino acids. The transcript has a single exon. Lineage: Eukaryota; Fungi; Ascomycota; Eurotiomycetes; Chaetothyriales; Herpotrichiellaceae.
AUGAACACUUUCAAGAUCCACCAUGGCCGACUCGAGAAUCUUGACGAUAUCACAGGCUACCGCAGCUAUACACAUGAUAUUCUACCACAUCAAGAAUCCUCAAUCAACCCUGGUGUGCGAGAUGCUAAGUAUGUGCCUCUGCCACCUCUCCCAGUGAAGCCGCAAAUGAACAAACGCGAGCUUCGUCCAAGGCCGCGCAUGAGUUUGCCGGCUCCUCCGCAAAGCCAGGGCUCCCGUGGGGAACCCAGCAAGCGCGUGCUUCGUCCCAGGGGUCGCACCAGCUUGCCGGUUACAUCUCAAGAUCAGCGCUCUCGCUUGGAUCUCAGCAAGCUACCAAAAGAUGCUGGCUCGAACAGCCUUGGUUUAAGAGCUCACAAGGACUGGCUUCCGUUUUUAUUGCCCGAUGAGGAUCGGCAUAUCAGCAUGGAGACCAUCGCCCAGGAGACCCGACGCUUGGAAGCCUCCUGCCGUCGAUUCAAUAAAGAAAAAAAUCAGGCCUUGAAGACGACCACCAGCUGGGUCUGGGACAAAGAAAUACCUUCAGCAGCAGCGAGAAUGUCCGAAGCGAUGCCCGGCGUCGCAAUCUGGCACGUUGGCGAUCCCUCAGAGGGCAUACAGCAGUCGGAUAAUGCGAAAGGCAAACAACGAGCCUCUGACUACGAUCCAACGACUCCUACCCAGCGCAGUGUUGGACGAUGCGGAGAAUCCUACACUCAUCCUAACACUAGCAUGCAAGAGAGAGCGGCACAACCUGACCCCCUGCCCAGUUUUGAGAGCUUCGUACAGCAGACAUUUGCUGGAAUGGAGCCACCGAAAGACCAAGGUCUGUUGGGGCCGGCGAUGCCUGAUGGGACACAGGCUUCCUAUGACCGUGCUUAUGCAAGAGUGUUUCCCGGCCCGCUGAAGAGUCGAGAGGAAAUGCAAGCAAUCAUCGCAAAAAGACAUCGGGAGUUGUGA